Aethalodelphis obliquidens (Pacific white-sided dolphin) is the source of this 1620-nucleotide messenger RNA. Its product is annotated as zinc finger protein 211-like. The record is from RefSeq and is a predicted model, not a curated record. Gene Ontology annotation, molecular function: RNA polymerase II cis-regulatory region sequence-specific DNA binding; DNA-binding transcription factor activity, RNA polymerase II-specific. The transcript is spliced from 3 exons. Lineage: Eukaryota; Metazoa; Chordata; Mammalia; Artiodactyla; Delphinidae. Gene Ontology annotation, biological process: regulation of transcription by RNA polymerase II.
AUGCAGAAUGGCACUGUGACCUUUGAGGAUGUGGCCAUGUACUUCUCCUGGGAGGAAUGGUGUCUUCUUGAUGAGGUUCAGAUACACCUGUACCUUGAUGUCAUGGUGGAGAACUUUGCACUUGUAUGCAUGCUGGGUUCUUUUCCUGGAGUCGAGGAUGAAGAGACACCUUUUGAACAGAGCGUAUCUGCAGAAGGAGUGUCACAGAUGAGGACCCCCAGGGCAGGUUUGUCUCCUGAGAAGACCCAGCCCUGUAAGAUGUGCACCCCAGUCUUGAGAGACAUUUUGCACUUGGCUGAGGAGCAAGGAACAAAUACGAGGCAGAAAGCAUACAUAUGUGGGGCAUGCGGGAAACAAUUCUAUUUCACUGCAAACCUUCAAGAGCACCAGAAGCCGCAUAUUAGAGAGAAUCCCAUGUGAUAUGACAUGGGAAGACCCUCAUUUUGGAAGAGCUGCACAAUCCACACAAUAGGGAAUCUACCUACCUACAUGGAGAUUGGGAACGACUUCGUGGCCAACAUGGGACUUCAGCCACAGGCCACUAAUACCAGGAAGAAACCGAACAGUAAGGAGUGUGAAGCUGUUUUUCACAGUGGAACAGGUCAUCACAGCUGGCGAGAAGGCAAGAAAGCCUCCAGUCACACAUAAAUACUUGUUCAGGAUGAGAGAGUCCUUACUAGUAAAGGGUUUUGUGAGUGCAGCAAACGUGGGAAAGCCUGCAUCCAAACAUGUAACUUUAUUCAGCAUGAGCCAGUUCACACUGGAGAAAGGCCUUAUGAAUGCGGCCAUUGUGGAAAAUAUUUUAGCCGCAAAUCUGGUCUCCUUGGACAUCAGAGAGUUAACUGUGGAGGAAGGCUCUAUGACUGCAGUGACUGUGGGAAAUCCCUUAGCCUAAGGAAGCACCUCAGAGCACAUAGGAAAAUCCACAGUGGAGAAAAGCCUUAUGAAUGCAAGGAAUGUGCUAAACCUUUCAUCCAAAAGUGCAUCUUAAUUGAACAUCAGAGAGUUCAUACUGGAGAAAAACCUUAUUGAUGCACCCAGUGUGGAAAAUCUUUUGCCCGCAGAUCCAAUUUCCUUGCACAUCAGAGAGUUCACACUGGAGAAAAGCCUUAUGAGUGCAGUGAAUGUGGGAAAUGUUUUGUUGCUAGGAGUGGCCUCCAAUAUCAUCAGAGAGUUCACAGUGGAGAAAGGCCUUAUGACUGCAGUGAAUGUGGGAAAUCUUUUACUGCUAGGUCAGGACUUCAUGAUCAUCAGAGAGUUCACAGUGGAGAAAGGCCUUAUGACUGCAGUGAAUGUGGGAAAUAUUUUACUGGUAGCUCUAGCCUUCUUCAUCAUCAGAGAGUUCACAGUGGAGAAAGGCCUUAUGAGUGCAGUAAAUGUGGGCAGUCUUUUACUACUCGAUCCUCUCUCUAUGAUCACCACAGAGUUCACACUGGAGAAAUGCCUUAUGAGUGCACUGAAUGCAGGACAGCCUUUAAGCAAAGACAGCUCCUCUGCAUCCAUAGGAAAAUCCACACUGGAGAAAAGCCUUUUGAGUGCAAGGGAUGUGGUAAAUCUUUCACCCACAGGUACCACUUGAUUAAACAUCAGAGAGUUCACACUGGAGAAAGGGCCUUAUGA